This is a messenger RNA of Cherax quadricarinatus, 1640 nucleotides long. It is a transcript of the gene CycC, whose product is annotated as cyclin C. Gene Ontology annotation, cellular component: nucleus; mediator complex. Gene Ontology annotation, biological process: positive regulation of transcription by RNA polymerase II. Gene Ontology annotation, molecular function: cyclin-dependent protein serine/threonine kinase regulator activity. NCBI's taxonomy places the organism in Eukaryota, Metazoa, Arthropoda, Malacostraca, Decapoda, Parastacidae. The record is from RefSeq and is a predicted model, not a curated record.
GAGCCGUCAGUGGCUCUUAUAAACCCAACAAGGAGGUGAAGACGUGUCCUGAGAUAAGAUUGAUCUGUCUUGUGGAGAACAUUUAUCAUUACUUGUGGUCAUCAGGAGGUGAAGGAGCCUCAGUGUCAGCCACAAUUAUCCUCAGGAAGAAGAAGAAACACAAUGGCUGGCAAUUUCUGGCAAAGUGCUCAUUAUCAGCAGUGGCUCUUGGAUGGUCAGGACUUGAUCCAGGAGCGACGGGCGGAUCUGGAGGUCCUUACCGAAGAAGAGUAUCAUAAAGUCAUGAUUUUCUUUGCCAAUUUUAUUCAGCAGCUGGGUGAAACCCUCAAGUUGCGGCAGCAAGUCAUCGCUACAGCAACAACAUUUUUGAAGCGGUUCUAUGCCAGGAAUUCUCUCAAGUGCAUUGAUCCUCUUCUGCUAGCCCCCACCAGUGUCUUCCUCUCUUCAAAAGUCGAGGAAUUUGGAGUCAUCUCUAAUAGCAGGUUAAUCUCCACCUGCCAGACUGUAGUGAAGAACAAAUUUUCGUAUGCAUACAACUCUGAGUUCCCAUACCGGACAAACCACAUACUGGAGUGUGAAUUUUAUUUAUUGGAAAGCAUGGACUGCUGCCUCAUUGUUUACCAACCCUACAGGCCCUUAGUUCAGUACAUGCAAGAUCUUGGUGGGGAGGGUGAGGUGUUGCAGCUAGCUUGGCGCAUUGUUAAUGACUCUCUACGAACUGAUGUUUGCCUCUUGUUUCCUCCAUACGAAAUUGCUCUCUCAUGUAUACACAUGGCAUGUGUGGUUCAUCAGAAAGACUGCAAGCAGUGGUUUGCUGAACUAAACACCGACUUAGAUCGUAUCAUGGAGAUCACCCGUUAUAUACUGAAUCUGUACGAUCUAUGGGAGUCUUAUGACGAGCGCAAGGAGAUUCAGGGGCUGUUGCAGAAGAUGCCCAAACCCAAUACUCAGCCAGUCCCUCGAGUCGUAAGAUAAGCAGAACCCUAAGCCCAUGGUGAAGUAGGUGCAGUUAUUCGAAUGGGGUGCCAGAUGCCAUCUUGCCCUAAGGUCACCCAAGACAUGCUGCCUGCAAGCAUGCCUCUUACUCCUUGUCUCUUAGGGAACGUUUGUGUUAAGGACACACUGCUGUGGCAGCUGAUUUUCAGUUAGGAUUAGGUGUAUUAACUGGGUAUUUGACACCCUAUCAAGAUAUGUGUUUAUUUAUUGUAAGGUUAAUAGCUGCUCAUGGUUUCUCCAGCUUUAUAAAGGAUAAUUGUGCAAAUUUCAUGUACAUUCACUGUAUGCGAUUUACAAAAUUUGUUAAAAAUUCUUAUAAUAGGGAAUUAAGUGUUAAUGGUCUGAGUGAGCUUAAUAUAACUGCAACAGGCAUUAAGUCUGGAAUGCCUGUAUGCAGUAAAGCAAGGGAAACCUAUUCUUUAUUAAAAAUGAGCUUGUUGCUACUGUAACAUCAUUAUUCUUAGAUCUUAAUUGAAAUUUCUAGCCAUCACUUAUCAUAUGUCAAGAGUGACAUUACUUAUUUCUUGUCCAAAUAAAUUAUACUGAUAAUGGGGGCCACAUUAUAUCUAUGAACCUUGGAUAGAAAUUUUGUAGUUAUAUUCAGUGUAACAAAUGUGUCAUUAUAGCAAUUUUUUAAAUGUCUC